CAUACAAUGUGUAUAUUGUUGCUGUCACAUAUUUGAUUUGUAACAUGUGGCCAUCUUAAUUUUAUUUGUAUUAUUAGCUUUGGAAACGUUGCGGUAGAAGAUGCAAUUUAGGGAUUUAUUUCGUUGUAAUUUAUCACAAAUCUAAGCGAAUGUAACAAUUUAUUUAUAUUUAAUUGUAAGACAUUAGAAUACACGAAAAUGGCGAGCAAGUUUCAACAAAACAGCAAUAUCGCCGCCCAAAAUCAGCUGGCGCAUUGGUUGAAUGAAACCGGUAUGUCAGAUGGGCAUAAGAAAGCUGACUUACUUCGGAAAUCCAUUGAGCUACUGCUGCAUCAGUGUUCUCACAUGCUGCCCACACACUUGGAGAAUGUACUUAGCUACGUCAGUGAUAAAUCAACUGAUAUAAAGAAGCAGGUGGUUGGUUUUAUAGAGGAAUUAAGCAAAAACCAUCCACAAUUUCUUCCAAAAAUCAUCAGCCAACUCCGGCUCUUGGUGCUGGACAGUGUGAUAGCUGUUCAGAAGAGAGCCAUCCAGGCAGCCAGUAUUGUUUAUAGAAAUACACUAUUAUGGAUUUGCAAAGAGAAUGGAGAGUUGUCCGAGCUGCAGUUUGUUUGGGACAACCUUAAGGAGUUGAAGUUAUUAGUACUAAACAUGAUAGAUAGUGACAAUGAGGGUAUCCGUACACACUCAAUAAAGUUCCUGGAGGAGGUGGUGCUUCUGCAGAGCCCCAGUGGCUCCGGGGAGGAAGACUUCUGCCUCGACAACCUGCCGAGCCACCUUCCGUUUAUAAACAGACAUGCACUUGAAGAGGAGUCCGAACAUAUCUUUCAACUACUAGUGAAAUUCCACAACUCCCAACACAUAUCUAGCGUAAACUUGAUGGCUUGUAUGACAACACUUUGCUUACUUGCAAAAUUUAGACCCAAAUACAUGCCCAGAGUCAUACAAGCGUUGGGCGACCUCCACACCACCCUGCCUCCAACUCUAUCCCAAUCUCAAGUAAACUCAGUAAGGAAACAGUUGAAAAUGUUAAUUGUCAACUUAAUAAGACAUCCUUCUUCAGCGGAUAUGAUUCCCCAAUUGACUCAAUUGCUAGCUGAUAUUGGUAUGUCAGCCCAAGAGAUCAACAAACUCGUGCCCAAAGACCGAAGGUACAAGAGAGUUGGUGACGUCAAGAAUGGUCACACUCCUGCUAAGAGGUUGAGGAUUGACUCUCCGCAUAGCAACAGCCAGGGAAGCGACAGUAAUAGUCGAAGUGACUUUACCUUGUUUGACGAUGACAGCAGUCAAGGAGCUUCCAAGUCAGCUCCAAUAGUCACUGAAGACACUAUCUUCGACGGUCUCAACAAUGUUGAUAACGUAGUCAAUCUUGUAAUGUCGACUUUAUUGAACUGUCUACCGACCGAAAUGCCAAGCAACUUCGCGAGCCUCUACAAUCCUAUACCCAACUCAGGCACCAAGGUCCAAAAGCGUCACCUAGCUAAACUAACGUAUGCUCUGAUCAAAAACGAGCCCGAGGUGCCCCCACAACCGCUGCUAUCUGACAUUGCGGCAAAAAUACCUUUGCUAAGAGAAGAAGAAGAGAAAAUAACCCUUAAGAACGCUGUAGCUAAGUUACAAGAGUCAACAAAAGCAGAAAGGCAGAAGGAAAAUGCAGUCUCCAAGCUUAUGGAGGAGACUAGGCAGGAAUAUCUGAAAGACGAAGAGAGACGCAAUAAAGACAAAGAGAAACCGGCGGUACCACCAACUCCCACCAUUCCGAAGUUAAAACAGAAAGUCAAGUUCCUUAAAUUGCAGGAAAUAACACGUCCGAUACCAAAAGAUAUAAAAGAAAAGCUAAUGCUGCAGGCAGUGGAAAGGAUCUUGGGAGCGGAGAAAGAAGCGGCUAUAGGGGGUGCAUCGCAAAUCCGGGCUAAACUCAUAACAAUAUUCGCAUCAAGUUACACGCCAGAGAUACGGGAAUUGAUACUAAAUUACAUACUAGACGAUCCUGUUAAUAGAAUUGAUUUGGCUCUUUCGUGGCUAUACGAAGAGUAUGCUUUGAUGCAAGGUUUUAAUCGUCACCCUGUCACUCUACAGCCAAAAAUGCAUGAGAAACACGACCAGAACUAUAACCAAUUACUUUGUGCUCUGAUUACUCAAAUAGCAGAGAGAGGGGAUCCUAUUAUGGAAGCAAGCAAAGACUUGCUACUGAGAAAGGUGUAUUCUGAGUGUCCAGUGGUUACUGAAGAGGCAGUGGAUUAUCUGAAGCAUUUGGUCACUGAAGAUAAAGUGGCGAUGUUGGCACUGGAACUGCUUGAAGAGUUGUGUAUUAUGAGGCCGCCGCGUGCGCAUAAAUAUGUCACAUCACUCCUGUGCCAUGUGUUAAGCGAGAGCGAAGAAAUCCGCGAGUUUGCGUUGAAGGCCUCCGUGAAGAUAUACAAGCGGGGCACGGAGUCCGUCCGCCGAGUGAUCGAGAAGCAAGCGUUGUUGUACCUCGGUUUUAUGUCUCUGCCGAUCCCCCCGACCGAGGUGAUGCCACGGCACACCCGCGUGUGGAACGAUGACGCUUACAAACUUUGUCUGAAUCUAACUAUGGCGCUGUUCCCAGAGAAUGAAGAGCUGAUAGUGGAAGUGGGUCGCGUGUACGGCGCGGCGGGCGCGGAGGCCAAGCGCGUCGUGCUGCGCGCCAUCGAGGGGCCGCUGCGGGCGGCGCAGUGGCCGCAGGGGCCGCAGGGGGCCCAGGGGCCGCAGGGGACCCCGCCCGGGGGCCUGCACCCCGCCUGCCGCGCGCUGCUGCAGCACUGCCCGCGCGGCGCCGAGACCCUGCUCACGCGCCUCGUGCACAUACUCACGGAGAAAGCGCCGCCGUCCCCGGAGCUGGUGUCGCGCGUGCGCGAGCUGUACGCCACGCGCGUGUCCGACGUCAGGUUCCUCAUUCCGGUCCUCACGGGACUCACCAAGAAGGAG
Manduca sexta (tobacco hornworm) is the source of this 2949-nucleotide messenger RNA. Its product is annotated as symplekin-like. NCBI's taxonomy places the organism in Eukaryota, Metazoa, Arthropoda, Insecta, Lepidoptera, Sphingidae. Gene Ontology annotation, cellular component: mRNA cleavage and polyadenylation specificity factor complex. The record is from RefSeq and is a predicted model, not a curated record.